Lolium rigidum is the source of this 772-nucleotide messenger RNA. Its product is annotated as transcription factor PHYTOCHROME INTERACTING FACTOR-LIKE 13-like. The transcript is spliced from 4 exons. Gene Ontology annotation, cellular component: nucleus. Gene Ontology annotation, molecular function: protein dimerization activity. The coding region runs from base 73 to 768 and encodes 231 amino acids. The record is from RefSeq and is a predicted model, not a curated record. Lineage: Eukaryota; Viridiplantae; Streptophyta; Magnoliopsida; Poales; Poaceae.
CAGUGUGUCGUCGGCGGCAGGCAGGCAGGGGAAUACUCGUGGCGGCGGUGGUGAUCUGAGGAGCGAGGAGCCAUGGACCAGUUCGUCCCUGCUGAUUGGACCUGGAGCACCAACAAUGGAGACGCCUUUGAGCCAUCGUGCGCCCAAGACGACGGCCUCGUCGAGCUGCUGUGGUCCAACAGCAACGUCCAGUGGCGGAGCCAGCCGCCGCCGCUGUCGGUGCGGGGGCUCGAGGCGGCCUUCGUAGACGAUGACAGCUCACCCGAGAUGGAGCUCUUCUCGGAGAUCUUCUGCCAAACGCCGGCAGACGCCGGCCGCAGCAGUACAGGCAAGCGGAAGCAGAGAGACGCCGCCGGGAGCCCCAGCGAGGUUAAGCGGGACGUGGAGUCCGAUUCCGCUGCCGACACUAAGUGCCAGCCGGAGCCGUCGACGGGCAAACGGCGGCGCGCCGCCCAAGUGCACAACCUCUCGGAGAGGAUGAGGAGGGACAGGAUCAACGAGAAGAUGAGGGCUCUGCAAGAACUCAUUCCCCACUGCAACAAAACGGACAAGGCGUCGAUGCUGGACGAGGCGAUCGACUACCUCAAGUCGCUGCAGCUGCGGGUACAGAUGAUGUGGACGACUGGUGGCGGCAUGCCGGCGUCGGCGCCUCCGAUGUUCCCGGCGAGCGGCGCCCAUCGGUACAUGCAGCGGAUGGCCUCCAUGCGUUCCAGGAUGCCGCCGUUCAGGACUAAUGUAUACAGUAAUUCAAAUGGCACAAAAAGUUGAGUUA